Messenger RNA from Trichobilharzia regenti, 618 nucleotides. Lineage: Eukaryota; Metazoa; Platyhelminthes; Trematoda; Strigeidida; Schistosomatidae. The record is from the annotation of a GenBank genome assembly.
AUGUUCACGUUCAGGACGUUCAGUUUAAUAAGCAAUGUAUGCUCUUCGACUCAGUGUUCAUAUCCUUUCUCGUCGUACACUGAAUUGGAACUAUCAUUAUUUAAGAACGAAUAUGUUGAUGAACCUGAAGAAUCUCAGACAGUACAAGGUUUUAUGGAUGAACUGUUCGGUGAAAGUAGCAGAAGUGAAGUGGACAGAGUGCCUUUAAGUGCUACAUCCGCUGACUCCCUUUCGAUGCAGUCAGGCAUGUGUGAAACGUCUGUUAAUAACCGGUUUCAGAACAACUAUAUGCUGCCUCGUUAUUUGGCAGAUGAUAUGAAUAGAUGCGCCAAUGAAGGUUUAUGCUCCUCAAAGCGUUCAACCAAGUUUAACCGAAGUAAUGACAGUGGGAUUUCAUUUUCAUCUCGGUCAUCGGAGCCGUCUACACCUCUCACUUACAGUGGAGAACAUGUUGGACAACUGACAUCAACAUCCAAUCAAAGUGAAACUGUUUCAACGACUAAAUCAGUUUCUAAAUUCCCCUCAGCCCUAGCAUCAUCCUCAUCAACAUCAUCAAAAAGUGUAAGUCAUCUUGAUAGGAUGAUCAAGUUGCAAGAAGAACUUAUGCAGCUCCGCUGA